Miscanthus lutarioriparius is the source of this 246-nucleotide messenger RNA. Lineage: Eukaryota; Viridiplantae; Streptophyta; Magnoliopsida; Poales; Poaceae. The record is from the annotation of a GenBank genome assembly.
AUGGCGCCCACACGCGGUCGACUGAAGGGUAUCUAUCCGGAGAGGAAGAAAGGCAGCAAGUCGACGCUCAAACAGAAAUCGAAGAAGGGGAAAUCGAGGCAACAGUGCCAAGGCGACGCCGAUUCCGGCGGGUACACCACCGAGGAGGAGGAGGAGCUCCGGCAGUUCGACAUGGACAUGUCCUACGGCCCGUGCAUCAGCGUCACGCGGCUGCGGCGGUGGGAGCCCGCCGCCGCACCUCCGUGA